UGCGUGCGUGCGUGUGCCGGGCCGCGUGGCGAGGCAUGCCGCGCAGGCGGUGGUUGGGGGGCAACCGAUAUUAGUCCUGGAGGACGCGACCCAUGCCGCCGACAACGCCGCCGUCGUACUGAAGGCCCAUCCCGAAGGGAAUGGCCUCCGCCAUGCGUCUGAAGCACUCGAUGGCACCCCUGGCUGCAGCGGAGUCUAGGCCAAAUUCGUGCAACUCGGGGCUGCAGGACUGCAACAGCAACGAGCCCAACUUCAACGACAGCAGCACAAUAUGGGAGUCCAUCCGCGCGGGACAAAGCAAGGCAAGCAAGGCAAGCAGGGCCCGCGCCAUCGAGGAGGACUACACGAAACUACAGAAUUUGGGUCGGCCGUGCCGGCCCGCCCGCGCGCCCCUCGAGGGCUACACUGGGUACGCUGGGUACACGGCCAGGCCCCUGAGGGGCUGCCGCAACAUCCGCAGCGGCGGUAACGCGCGCCAGGAUCUUUCCGACGCGAACCGCCGCAACCUCGCCGUCGACCCGUCCUCGUCCUCGUCCAGCAGCGCGUCGACGUCGGCGGCGGCCUCCCCGACGCCCCUCGCCGACGACGAGUACGGCAUCGUCAACCCCAACUACCCCGGCUUCGAGCACCUGGCCGCCAAGCUGCUGAAGCUGGCGGCCGGCUCGGACUGCGAGGACGACGACGACGACGAGGACAACAACAACAACAAUAAUAACAACAAUAACAACAACCUGACGACCAACUUCAACAACAACAUCAACCUGGAGGAUGACUGCAAGUUCGACCUGGUGAACCAGGACCGUCUCGGCUGCAGCAAGAAGGCGCUCUACGACAAGCCCAAGCUCGCCGCCGCCAUGGCGGACGCCUUCCUGUCCUCCGCCAAGGAGGACCUCACCAUCAGCAGGGACUUCUUGCCCGCCAAGCUGGCGCCGCUCGCGGCCAAGCACGCCAAGGCGGCGCCCGCGCCGCACCCGCACCGCAAGGACAAGCAGGACUCGAACCGCGUCGAGGACAUGGAGCUCGACAAGGAGGAGAAGUUCAGCAAGGAGGCCGCGGAGAAGGAGACGCUGCCGCGCAAGAAGGAGAAGAUGGCCAUGAACUUGCGCAAGGCGCGCGGCAUGCCGCUCUCGGACCGCACCGAGAGGCGCCUGUCCAUGGCGGGCCACCACGCCCACCACGCCCACCACGGCUACGGCGCCGCCGCCGCCGGCCACAAGAAGCGCUCCUCCCUCGAGAUCCUAGGGGGUUUCGACGUGUACAACAUCGAGACCGCCAUGCCGCGGAUCGACCUGGACCUGAUCGAGUCGCACCUUCGCGCCGCCAAGGAAGAGGAACGACGGCGGCGAAAUGACAGAGAAGAAAUCCGACGUCGCUUGGCAAUGGGAACAGAAGAUGCUGACUAUUACACCAAUGAUCAGAAACCUGGGAAAAAACCUAGUCUGCAAGCACGACUUCAAAGUGGGAUGAAUCUGCAGAUCUGUUUCAUGAAUGAGACACUAUCUGAUACAGAAUCCCCUGGAUCAGAAGGUGAAGUAUCUGCCUCUGGCUCUGUGAACCCAGCGCUUGCUAAGGCUGCAACACCUAAGGGUGAACUCCCUUCAGAGCGGUUACCAGGCAUGUCUUCUAAGCCCGCAAGACCUCUCUCUUUGCCUCUUCGCCUGGAUUCAGAGCACGAAUGGAGAGAACAUUCAUCUUUGAUGACUGAAGCAGAUUUUCUUGCUCGACAAGCUCAACUUCAAACUGAGGCCCGCAUGGCUCUUGCACAAGCCAAAGACAUGGCUCAUAUGCAAAUGGAGAUAGAAAGGCAGCGUCAGAAUGCAUCUCCUAUAACAGAGAUGGUGCGCCACACACUGCAAAAGGUUGGGGUUUCAUUUCCUGAGGAUAGGAGGCGACUAAGCCGGCAGAUUUUGACUGAAAUGAAUGUUGCACAGUUGCAAGUUAUUGUUAAUGACCUACAUACUCAAAUUGAAUACUUGAACGAGAGUUUAGUGCGCUUUCUAAUGGAACGUGACGAUCUGCACAUGGAGCAAGACUCAAUGUUGGUCGAUAUUGAAGACCUAACUAGAUAUCUUGGUGCAAAAGAACAAUCCAGCAAAAGCGGGGCAGCUCAAAAUAACAACCUAUUUAAGACAAAUGGAUCGACUGGAUUGGCGAAAGCAAACCUCAAAAAAUGAUGAAGCUGUUUUCAACAAGUUUUAGUGCCAUGAUAUUUUGAUGAGGCAGAGCUUAUCUCAGUCCAGUCAUCACAUGAAUUUUUUAUGGCGCUUGUGAUAUUUGUGUCUUCAGUGAUCCAAGACAAAGUUUACAAAGGUGUAUUUAUUAGGUGUACUUAUGCUUAGAUCGAGCACAUGAGCAGUUGAUGCAUUAGAAUAAACUGCUGUUUCUCUUUGACAAUGCUGUAGCUUUUGAGGCCUGUACCAUAGAGAGCAUUUUUAAGAAACAAACUAUGAAUUCUUAAUUUGGAGAAUACAUAAUUCCUGCCAUGUGUUUGUGACUAAGAUUACUAUCUAUCUUCUGGCUUUUGUACUGAGAUGCGCUUGUGCAUUAUUUGUUUCAAACCCUUAUUGUUGUUAUAGGACUAUGACAAAAAUGUUUUUAUCAUAUUACACUGUUAAUCCAGAAGUUGGACCUCCAUGAAAUGAGGAAUAUUUUAUUUGUAAAAUGUUAAACCUAGUAAGAUAGUCAAAGGAUUUGAGGAAAUGCCUUUGCUGCAUGUGCAUAUUCUCAACAUAUUACUACGUUGUAUUCAAUAAACAGAAAACCCAUUCUGACCAAGUCUAGAAAUUCGAUGAAACUGUAUUUAAUUUGAAGUCACUUUGAAUUACUGUUGGUCACAAUGUACAUUUUAGAUGUUGACAUUUACAUUGCUUGUGGUUUUCUAAUACGUUGGAAUUCUCUAGGGAAGAUUUGUAACCAAUGCAAAUCUAUGACACUAUUUUGGUUAAACAUCAUGGUGUACUAUCUCUACACAUCAGUGUGAUAUUGUUUAAAAAUUAAGGCUUUAUUUUUAUCUGUUCCUUUCUAGAAGUAAUGUUUUAAUACCCUGUUAUCUCUGUAACCAGGAUGGUCUCCUUCAGGCACUGGUCUUUAUUCCGUCAUGACAAAUAGGACGUCUUUGUCUUUAUUGUGUUAUUUUUGACAAUGCUGUUUUUUUUUAGCUGCUGAAAUAGUAAUAAUAAUAAGAUUCUACUUCCAUUUCAGUUCAAUGUUUGUUCAUAUUAUGGCCAUUUCUCUCUGUGUAUCCUGUAUUAUUUUCCUUGACAAAGUGAGUUUUGCCAUUUAGGCAGUUGUGAAGAUUAACAAACCCACAACUGUGUAUGUAAUUGUAAUUUUAAAAUGGUAUCUUCCUCAUUUUGAGUGUGGUUGUUUCUUGAACGCAGUUGUCAAACUCACAUUACCUAAACUGUUUCUUUUUUAUUUUCUUUGUCCUUGCCUGACAAUCAAACACUUGUCAAAGAUAAAUUGGUAUCAUGUGAGUUUUGAAUUUGCAAUGUAAGCUUUCUGUGUGUAAUUAGUGAGGUAAGCUAUUUGAUGAGAAAAAUGCAGUUCAAGUCUCAUUCCACAUGAAUCACCUUGUUUGCCUAGGAAAAAAACAGUAAUCCCAUUCUACUUGUACCUUUUGUGUUCAAGUGUAAAAAUCAUGCAGUUUUACACUUGGAAACUAUGUAUAUCAGUCUGUGAAACGAGUUUGGUGCAGAAUUGUGCUGAUUUCUUUUGUGCAAUUGAAUUAAAUAUACUGAAGCACAGCUUAAAACUGAAA
Thrips palmi is the source of this 3760-nucleotide messenger RNA. RefSeq lists its product as uncharacterized. Gene Ontology annotation, biological process: positive regulation of hippo signaling. Lineage: Eukaryota; Metazoa; Arthropoda; Insecta; Thysanoptera; Thripidae. The record is from RefSeq and is a predicted model, not a curated record. The transcript is spliced from 12 exons. Gene Ontology annotation, cellular component: cell junction; plasma membrane. Bases 141 to 2174 code for a protein of 677 amino acids.